GCAGGUAGGCCGCAGGCUGUGGGGUGGGGCGCGAGGCCCGAGGGGCGGCCCAGGACUCGAGGUGGGACGCGGGUGUGACAGGAGCCAGCUUUAGCUGCUUGUCGGCGAGCCUCAAACCUGGCGGCCGCGGCAUGGGGCGGACGUAGCCGGGGGCCGCGACCCGGGUUCUUCCUUCGCAGUCGUUCCCUGCCUACCGCGCGCCGCCUCCGGGUGCACUCCAGGAGCAGCCGGGCCGCUGCCCACCCGCCCUGUAGUCCGCUCCCCCCAGGCCGUCCCCGUUUUAAGAAAUGGGGUGAUGGGGCGUCCCUACCCGGCGCCCGCAGGGGCUCCUGGGGAGCGCGCCGGCGGCUCGCUGCUCCCGGGUGGGGCGCGGGGCUGACGCUCGAGGGUGCUGUGGUAACUGCAGGGCAGGAUGUACACGCUGCUGUCGGGCUUGUACAAGUACAUGUUUCAGAAGGACGAGUACUGCAUCCUGAUCCUGGGCCUGGACAAUGCUGGGAAGACGACCUUCCUGGAGCAGUCGAAAACCCGAUUUAACAAGAACUACAAGGGGAUGAGUCUAUCCAAAAUCACCACCACCGUGGGUCUAAACAUCGGCACUGUGGAUGUGGGAAAGGCUCGGCUCAUGUUCUGGGACUUAGGAGGGCAGGAAGAGCUGCAGUCUUUGUGGGACAAGUAUUAUGCGGAGUGUCACGGCGUCAUCUACGUCAUUGACUCCACCGACGAGGAGAGGCUGGCCGAGUCCAAGCAGGCGUUCGAGAAGGUGGUGACCAGCGAGGCGCUCUGCGGUGUCCCCGUCUUGGUGCUGGCCAACAAGCAGGAUGUGGAGACGUGCCUCUCAAUCCCUGACAUCAAGACGGCCUUCAGCGACUGCACCAGCAAGAUCGGCAGGCGGGACUGCCUGACCCAGGCCUGCUCGGCCCUCACAGGCAAAGGGGUGCGCGAGGGCAUCGAGUGGAUGGUGAAGUGUGUCGUGCGGAAUGUGCACCGGCCGCCGCGGCAGAGGGACAUCACGUAGGCGCAGCCGCGCUGCUGUUGGGACGGCUGGUCCCCUGGUGCUGGAGGAGUGGCCUCCUGUUGGCUCCCAUGCUGCUGAUCUGGGGGGUGGGUUUGCUUUGCUUUGGGGGUUUUCUAUUUUCUUUGUUUUCUCGAAGACAAACUUUCCUCUGUCUGGAAAAGCGUAGGCAUCCGGAGGCUUUGGAGGGGAGUCUGGCAGCCCGGCUGGCCCAGGCCCUGCAGCGGCAGCCUUUCCACAGCGCGCAGCGGCGGCCUUUCGAGGCCCUUUCUGGGGGGUCUGAGGGAGGCCUGGUUGGGAAUUGGGGCUCCAGUGCUCAGGCUGGCUUGGGCUGCAUGGGGACAGCCCUGUGGGACCCUCGGGAGACCCUGUGGCUGUCUGUCCGCCCCAUCGAGGAGGAGGCCUGUCAGCGCUGGGGAGACCCCGUGGCUGUCUCCGCCCUAUCAAGGAGGAGGCCUGUCAGCCAUGGCUGCCAUCUGGCUUCUGCCCUGUGACCCCGUGACCCUGGAAGUGGUCUGGGGUUGAUCUUGCCUUGAGGAAGACCCAGGCCAUGUCCCCAAAGGCCAGCGGGGGCCCUGGAUUGUGAUGCAGCCUUGGGACAGGGCUGAGGAGGCCUGUGGGGGAAGACAUAUACCCCACGCCUGGGCCUGGCUUCACCUCAUUUUAAUCCUCCAGGAGGGAGCUGACUGAUGCAAAAAGCUGAGGGGGCCUGCUGGGAGUGGCUGUUUUUAUGCCCCAGCCCUGCAAGUUGGGGAGUGUUUGUGGGGGUCCAGAGCCCUCUCCCAGCCAGGAGAGAACCUCCUGGAGGGGUUCUCUGUGGGGCCCUGUGUCAGUGCUCUGCUGGGCCUGCAUCCCCUGCUGGGGAGUAAGGCUGGUCCUGGGGUCCUCCCUGCACAGCCCCCACUAGGCCUGCAGAGGGCUCUGUUCUUCCUCAGUCUGGCUGUGGGCGGGAGCCGCCUGCCCAGUGCCACCCAGGGUGAGUGCAAAAUAAAGACGGCCAGUGUGGCUCUGUCCA
Molecule: messenger RNA, 2030 nt
Organism: Pongo pygmaeus (Bornean orangutan)
Lineage: Eukaryota; Metazoa; Chordata; Mammalia; Primates; Hominidae
Gene: ARFRP1
Product: ARF related protein 1
Exons: 8
Coding region: 413-1018 (201 amino acids)
Biological process (GO): protein localization to Golgi apparatus; intracellular protein transport; Golgi to plasma membrane protein transport
Cellular component (GO): Golgi apparatus
Molecular function (GO): GTPase activity; GTP binding
Source: RefSeq, a predicted model, not a curated record